This is a messenger RNA of Motacilla alba alba, 2426 nucleotides long. RefSeq names its product coiled-coil domain containing 90B (gene CCDC90B). The transcript is spliced from 10 exons. Gene Ontology annotation, cellular component: mitochondrion. The coding region runs from base 650 to 1111 and encodes 153 amino acids. The record is from RefSeq and is a predicted model, not a curated record. Lineage: Eukaryota; Metazoa; Chordata; Aves; Passeriformes; Motacillidae.
UGAGCGGGCGGAAGCGGAGGGCUGGGGCGCCAUGAGGGGCGUCGGGAGCAGCGGUGCCCUCCGCGCCUGGGCCGGCCCGCUCCUGCUCCCGAUGCCGGCCCGGCUGCCCCCGGCUCCUCGCAGAGGUGAGAGGCGCCGCAGCGCCGUGCUGCGGCCCCUCGGGGGGGGUGGCUGCCGGUGUCGGGUGAGCCCGGGCCGUGUCUGUGAGCGGCGCUGGGGCUGCACUGGGCGCUGGCCGGACUCGGUGUGGGAGCGGCCGCGGGGCCCGUCCCUGAGGCGCUGUGUGAGGGAGCGCUGAGCGCCUUCCCUCGGGGCUGGAACAAGGGGUUUUGCUGCUACGUUUGUUCGGAAGUCAUAUGAUGUCAGAAGAGUUGAUAUCACUCCCCUGGAGCAGAGGAAGGUGACUUUUGAUACCCAUGCUUUAGUGCAGGAUCUGGAAGCCCAUGUAAUUCAAAGGGUUUGGUUUGCUUUAUUCAUCCCUGCUGAGUUUUGAGCUGAUGUCUUCAUCAGACUAGCAACUGUCUUUUAAAAUCCCAAGUGAAAGUAGAAACUUUGUACAGUCAGAGGUUUUGGGAAGGAGCAAGCACAGACCAUCGUGUCGGCGUUGAUAACCCUGUCCAAUGUCAGCUUAGACACCGUCUACAAGGACAUGGUUACACAGGCCCAGCAGGAAAUAACUUUACAGCAGAUAAUGGCACAUUUGGACUCCAUUCGAAAAGAUAUGGUCAUCCUAGAGAAAAGUGAAUUUGCAAACUUAAGAGCAGAGAAUGAGAAAAUGAAAAUUGAAUUAGAUCAAGUUAAACAGCAGCUAAUGACUGAAACCGGUAAAAUCCGAGCUGACAGCAAGCUUGACAUAAACCUGGAGAGGAGCAGGGUGACAGAUAUGUUUACAGAUCAGGAGAGGAAACUGAUGGAAGCAACUACGGAGUUUCAUAAAAAAGAUGCAAAUACCAACAGCAUUAUCUCAGAAAUCAGUAAUAAAAUUGACACUGAAAUAGCUUCCUUAAAAACACUCAUGGAAUCGAAUAAACUUGAUACCAUUCGCUAUUUGGCAGCUUCAGUGUUCACUUGCCUAGCAAUAGCACUGGGGUUUUACAGGUUCUGGAAAUAGAUCUUCAUGGAAUGACUGCACUAAAUACAGACAGAAAAGGCCACCCAGGCAACACCACUUCGAUGAUAACCUUGGCACCUUUUGGUUUUGAUAUUCUAACUGUAUAAUAAAAAUGUUUUCAGAAAAUGUAACACGAAAGAUCAAAAUAACUGGGGGAAGGUAGCCAAAUAGUAAUAUUCCAUUGCCUCCUAUUCAAUACUGUAUUUAUUUCCAAGUAUUUCUUAUGCUAUACCAGAAAGUUUUCUGAUAUCUUUUAGAAUUGAAUUUGUUUUCUUUCUGGAAAAUUCUCACUCUCAGCUCCUUUCAAAAUGGAAAUAUUAAACAUUUUAUAUACACUAGAAAUGGGAGUACAAUUCCCAAAUUAGAGUUCCCAGUAUGGGGAUGCUAAUACCAGACUUCAAUCUAUCUAAUCUGAUCCAAGUAAAUUAAAAUAAUCUUGAACAUAGGUUCAAGAUUUUGCUUCCAGUCUGGUCCUCACUUUUUUGAUGAAUUGAAGCUUGGCCCUUUUGUUGUUGUUGUUUUGGGGUUUUUUUUUAAUCUACAUAUGUAAAAACACACUCCAGGGCUUUUACUAAAAAACCCUUUUUUUUUCCUUGGAAACUGAUUUACAUUAAGUCAAAAUCUCAUGUACAAAAUGUCUCUGUAGAUUUUUGUUAGUAUCUCCUGCAAUUUUUUUAAGUCAAAGAAUGGGAAACCUUCUCUGUCUUUACCUUUCCAAGGGGAAAUGCCUCCACUCUCAGCAGCUCUGUACAGCCCUGGGGCAGAUAAGUGCUCUUAACUUCCCCCUUCAAGUAGUGCAGAGUAGUUCCAAGAAACCUGCACAUAUUUUCCGGGCAUAGUAUCUGGCUUUUAAUAUGGAAAUACUCAGAAUCUCAGUGGUGCCAGGCUGAUGGUGGUGGUGGUGGUGGUGAUCCUCCUCCCCCCUCCUCCAGGCAUUUUCGUAAUCCCAUGGGAUACACUGACCCUUGUGACCACUCUGCCUUCUGCAAGGACUUGACAGCUCCUGUUGCAGAGUUGCAACACAAGUGGAUGCCUUCCAAAAGUGAAGCAGUUCCAUCUUGUUGAGUACAAAUGCAUUUGCUUGGUUUGAUUCUUUUAGUAUAAUAAUAUUUUUUUAAGUCUUUCUGGAUUAACAUUGAAGUAAGAAUAGGCCUUUUAUGGGCUAAGGACUGUUGUAGUGCUGAGUACUGGCAAUUUUUUUACUGCUAUUUUAUUCUGUUUACAGUUGAACUUGCUGGUAUUCUGCCAAUUCUUAUAUUCUCUGCAUUAAAUUAUUUAUCAUCUUCAUUCAAAAAAAUAAAAUUAAUUUCUUAUA